Molecule: messenger RNA, 1467 nt
Organism: Ramularia collo-cygni
Lineage: Eukaryota; Fungi; Ascomycota; Dothideomycetes; Mycosphaerellales; Mycosphaerellaceae
Product: probable mitochondrial processing peptidase beta subunit
Exons: 3
Coding region: 1-1467 (488 amino acids)
Cellular component (GO): mitochondrion
Molecular function (GO): metal ion binding; metalloendopeptidase activity
Source: RefSeq, a predicted model, not a curated record
AUGGCUUCUCGAAGGCUCGCGCUGAACCUCCAGCAAGGCCUCCGCGCCCAACGUGCCAUCAGUGCCGUCAAGCCGCGCUCUCCCGUCCUCGGCAACAUCACCCGCCGCGCCCUGGCCACGCCCGUCGGCCAUGCCAGCACCACCGAGAGCACUACCCUGAGCAAUGGCUUUACUAUUGCAACCGAGCACUCCCCUUACGCGCAAACCUCGACCGUAGGCGUGUGGAUUGACGCCGGUUCGCGCGCAGAGACGGACAAGACCAAUGGAACCGCCCACUUCCUCGAGCACUUGGCGUUCAAGGGCACCCAGAAGCGAUCGCAACAUCAAUUGGAACUCGAGAUUGAGAACAUGGGUGGACACCUCAACGCCUACACGUCUCGCGAAAACACCGUCUACUACGCAAAGUCCUUCAACAGCGACGUCCCCAACACGGUCGACAUCCUCGCCGAUAUCCUUCAAAACAGCAAGCUCGAGCCUCAAGCCAUUGAGCGCGAGCGGGAUGUCAUCCUCCGCGAGCAGGAAGAGGUCGACAAGCAGCUGGAGGAGGUCGUCUUUGACCAUCUCCAUGCCACUGCUUUCCAGAACCAGGCGCUGGGACGUACCAUUCUCGGACCAAAGGAGAACAUUCAAUCCAUCCAGCGCACCGAUUUGGAGAACUACAUCAAGACCAACUACACCGCCGACCGUAUKGUACUGGUUGGCGCGGGUGGUGUCCCUCACUCCCAGCUCGUCGAUCUCGCGGAAAAGUACUUUGGCAGCAUCCCCGCGUACAACCCCAACGCACAGUCCAACGCCUCCCUUCGUGGGGUGGAUAGUGCGAAACCUGACUUUGUCGGUUCGGAGGUCCGUAUCCGUGACGACACCAUGAGCACGGCCAACAUCGCCAUCGCCGUGGAGGGUGUGUCAUGGAAGGAUGACGAUUACUUCACCGCACUCGUCACCCAGGCCAUUGUCGGAAACUGGGACCGCAGCAUGGGUAACUCUCCCUACCUUGGCUCCAAGCUCUCCACUUUUAUCCACGACAACAAGCUCGCCAACAGCUUCAUGUCCUUUUCCACCUCGUACUCGGACACGGGUCUGUGGGGAAUCUACAUGGUGACUGACGCCAUCACCCGCAUUGACGAUUUGGUCCACUUCACCCUCCGCGAGUGGUCACGUCUGUCCUUCCAGGUCUCCGAGGCCGAGACGGAGCGCGCCAAGCAGCAGCUGAAGGCUUCCAUCCUUUUGAGCCUCGACGGCACCACUUCCGUGGCCGAGGAUAUCGGCCGGCAGAUCAUCACCACGGGCCGGAGAUUGGACCCGGAGGAGGUGGAGCGCGUCGUGGGCGCCAUCACAGCGGCCGAUGUCAUGAGCUUCGCACAGCGCAAGAUUUGGGACCGUGAUGUUGCCAUUAGUGCUGUUGGAAAGAUCGAGGGCAUGUUGGAUUACGCACGUGUGAGGAAUGAUAUGACUCGGUUGAUGUCGUAG